Acanthopagrus latus (yellowfin seabream) is the source of this 3396-nucleotide messenger RNA. It is a transcript of the gene ccdc17, whose product is annotated as coiled-coil domain containing 17. The transcript is spliced from 19 exons. Lineage: Eukaryota; Metazoa; Chordata; Actinopteri; Spariformes; Sparidae. Bases 1010 to 3043 code for a protein of 677 amino acids. The record is from RefSeq and is a predicted model, not a curated record.
CUCAACUCUCUCUCUCUCACUCUCUGUGUCAGAAGUGUGGAUGGAUGUUGAAUAUUUCAGCUCUCAGCAGCAGUCUGUCUCAGUAUUGUGGAGGCUGUUGUUGCUUCAGACAACCAGUUCAAUACGACACUGACUGAGAGUUGGUUCAAAUGCCAACUACAACUUCUUGGUAUCUCUUGAAAUGAAAGAGGAGAUUGAGAGAAAAGUGGAAAAACUUGUGUUAUAAAGGAUAAAACGCUCUUCAUUUAAUCUCGAAUUGUGGCACGUGUCGUCGCUCCAUCCUGCUUGGACACUUUGAAACUACAAUUUAACUUCUGAACCCAUCCGACCAACCCUUUCAACAGUUUAUCAUUUUGUUUAGUCUGUUUAUCUCUCCACAACGCUUUUUAAAUGUAUUCAGUGAAACAGUUGUGUGUGUGUGUGUGUCAUGGUCCAUAUCUGAGAGUUUCUGCCAAAUGCGAGCAGAUUACAUUUGAAUUUGAGUUGUCUACAGCAGAAACAGUAUCGUUAAAUACCUUUCUUACGGCUGAAAUCCGGUAGCCAUGUGUCACAUGUAUACGUUGCAAUGCCAGUGAGCGGAGUGUGUCACACUUUUGUGAAGUGAAUGGCUUGAGGGAGACACAAGCUUGCCCUCUAGAUAUUAACACAUUUUGGAAGUGUUGUUAGAUGUGAGACAAUCCUCAGAGGAGCUGACCUGUCUUUGUGGAGACUUGUGCUAAAAAACUGUAAGGUCAGAUUAUUGCCAGCAUCCUGCAAUGAGCUGUCAGAGUGAAUAUACUGACCGAGGUCUGGCCCUUUACCGUCCGUGCUUCGGCUGCACAACUACAGUCAGCCUCUCAUGGUGCUCACUCGAGGAGGCUCACGGCUCUUGACCACCAGCUUUAAUCUCAAAGCUGCGGCUUCGGCUUGGUGCAAAAACAUCGUCGUCUAACUGUGCUUCUGACACAUUCAUACAGAAUAUUGCUCAACAGGCAGAGAUAAUGACUGGUUUGUUCAGCUCUGAUACCGGAUGGAGAGGGACCUGACCUGUGGUGACUGCAAUAUGGUGUUUUGCUCCGCUGGGCUGCUCGAGAAACACAAAGCACGGUUCUGCGUUAGGACCGGGACCAGGAGUGAGGCUGGACACGUUCGGGUGCACCGACACGGCUCUGAGCUUCUGAUGAGAGACAGGCCCGGGUGUGAGGACCCCAAACAGACAAGAACACCUGACCUUGUGCAGCUGAGAGGUCAUCCCAGGAACGUGAGCAGGUGGAGGAGCGCUGAUGCCAAACCGAAGUCAGCAAGAGCAGGAGACACAGCAGCAACCAGUCAGACAGCGAGUGCUGCUCCACAAGACCUCACAGAAGAGUUUCAGGAGUCCAGGAUGUCCGUUGAAGAAAAUCUGCCAGACUGGUCUAAAAGGACCACACACCAUGAGGCGACUGGGCGUCAGCUGGGUCACAGUGAGAGACUGAAGGAGAUGAGGGAAAUGGCAGCGCUCCAUGAGCGCCAACUGGCCCUGAUACAUGCUCACAACCAGCAGCUGGAGCAGCAGAGAGACGAGCUAGCCCAUCAGGUGAGUGUCCUGUCUGAGCAGAGCAAACCAGCUCACCUGGAGAGUCUACUGAUGGAGCUCAGAGAACAGGAGGAGAGAAACAACGAGACGCUGCAACAACUCGCUGAACAUCUCCACAUGUUACAUGUGCGAGAGGUCUCCGUACCUGCUGAUCAGCCCGCUCCACGCAGGGAUGAAGAGAUGCAUCAUGACAGCUACGAGCUCAUUUCUUGUUCAGACGGCGCUCUCUCUACCCAGAUAAAAGCCCUGCGGCGGGCGUACAUGCAGUCAGGUGGGUCGGAUCCAGCCAUCGUGGCACGAAUGAUCGACCUGCAGGCAGAGGCCAAAAGCCUGGAGAAGACCCAGCCAGCGUCAUCCGGCAAGAUCAGGAGUGUGAUGGAGGAAAUACUUGGCCUUCAUCAUGUGUAUAUGUCAGAGGUGAAGCCUCCUCGGCGGGGUCUGAGCUGGGAGCUGCUGGCAGUGGAGCAGGAGAACCAGAGACUGGAGGAGGAGAUCCUCAGGAUGCAGCUCGCCGGGGGGCGACGCCAUGACAGUGGAGUGAUGACUGAGCUCGAGCUGAUUCAGAGGGAGAACCACCUGCAGAUUUCCAGUUCGCAGGCGGAGAUGGAGAGAAGCAAAGAAGCUCCCAGGCCCAGGAGACAGCCUCCUCCUCCACCUCCUCCCCCUCAUCCACCCCCACGCCAAACCAAGACUCACAUUUCUGCACCUCUUUCACUGCUUCAGGCCAGAUCCUUCUCCUCUCCACCGGAAAGGUUCAUGUUGGACUCCCUGGACUCUCUGGGUCCGGCCCCCUUCGACCCCACUGCCGGUUUUGUAGUUUUCUAUGACCUGGUGCUGGGGGCCGAGGUCUCCCAGAGGGCCCUGCGCCUGGUGGCAGCUCUCUACUCAGAGGGUCAGGAGGUGAGACCACCGACUGCACUGCCCCCUGCCCAGUGCCUGCCUUACACCCACAGCCUCGCCCCUACAAACUAUGCCCUCCUGUCAUUUAAACAGUCUGUACCCAGGAUCCAGCCGUCACCCUCCCUCUCUCUAGUGGUGGAGGUGCAGGCAGCAAGAGAUCUGGAUGUUCCCGCUCAGGAAGUCUUUAAACUGGCACCCUGCGGCUGGGCGCAAAUGCAACUCUUCGAUCAGUUCAAUCAGCUCCAUAGUGGCCACUGGAGGGUGCCGGUGCGCUGUCUGCCUAUAAGACCCUCAUUGAGCCUUGCUCAGCUCAACUCAGUGCCCCAGGUGGGCAACAUGGAGCUGUGUGUUCGUUUGGUCAAUGGACGAGACGGAGAUGUACAAACUCUGGUGAAGCCUGACCCGGCCAGCACCAGCCACUACAGAUAUCCAGCUAUGAGGUCCUCAUAUCCUGCAUCCAUCAGUGGAAAUGCAGCGCGGCCAGGUUCAUUUGAUCCACAUCCCACUGGAGGGGGUCAACUCUCACCCCUUUUACUGUUUGAUCACCACCAGGACUCUCCACCUACAGAAGAGGCCAGGCAGAGUUGAAAACCUCUCAACAACCAGGAUGUAGCAAUAUGAACGGUUGUCCUUUAAACAGAAAAGGGCAUUUUCUUUUCUGUUAUGGGUGAAAUAUGCAGGAGUCAAAAGGUAGAAGCCAAGUAGUCCAAGACUGUCUUUGUGUAGCAGUAAACUGAUGGGAAAAAGAUUUCCACUUUUAAAACUGAACUGUGCGAUUUGAGUGCCUUAGGUUUGUUAGAAUGAUGCAAUCUGCAAAUUAUUAAAGUGAUCAUAUUCCUUAGUCAUUUGGUCUAUGAAAUAGCAAGGAACAGGAUCAUGUAUAAUCUUCCAAACAGCAACUACUGUUUGUCCUCAGUUGUCUCAAGUUCCCAGAAAAAAAA